This is a messenger RNA of Bactrocera oleae (olive fruit fly), 1613 nucleotides long. RefSeq lists its product as uncharacterized. The record is from RefSeq and is a predicted model, not a curated record. Lineage: Eukaryota; Metazoa; Arthropoda; Insecta; Diptera; Tephritidae.
CCGAGGCACGGCAAGUAUCAAAUAUUAAAUAUAAAAGGUUACAUCUCUAGUAUUUCCUUCGUUAUUUGAAUAUACGGCCUUGAGUGGGUUAAACGAUUUCUCCAGUGUCUACUGUAUAUUUGUUGUGUUUAAAUCAGUGUGCAAUAUGUCGACGUCUGACGUUAGUAUAAUGAAUUCUUCGGAAAAUUUACUAAAUAUAUCCAAGGAGUCCUUCAGCGCUCCCAUCGUUGAAAGCAGUGAAGAUCUCCAGCAGUCAGAUACGCCUACUUGGCUAACAAAAGACUAUUUAGAACAGUGUCUACGUAAACAUUACAAGGAUCAAAAGCUAAAAAUUCUCAAAUGGAACAUUCGUCCAGCGCUUGGAAAAGGUGAAAAUUAUGGUGGAGUUUUAACUCGCAUUCGUGCCGAAUGUCAAACACACUUGGGCACUGUACUCUCUGGUCACUAUGUCGUAAAAGCAUCUUUUGAAGCCGAUGAGUUUGCACGAAAAACUAUGGAACCGUACGAUAUUUUUAAUCGUGAAAUGUCUAUCUACGAAAAUGUGUUGCCACGGCUAAAUGCAUUGUUGUGUGAAAUAGGUGACCACGACAAAAUCUUUGCUGAGACUAUAGCGGUUGAUCGUGAACGCUCUGCACUCAUAUUCGAAGACUUAAAUGUACGGGAAUUUGUCAUGCCGAACCGCUUAGCUGGGCUGAAUAUGACUUUGUCAAAGAUGGUGCUACGCAAAAUAGCAAAAAUGCACGCUUCUUCAGCAGUAUUAAACGAGCGAGAAAAUGGUUGUCUUGAAACCUUUGAUCGUGGUUUCUUUAAUAGGCAUACAGACAGUUAUAUGCCCGGGUUUGAAGGCCUAUUGUUGGCUUGCAGUCGACGUGUUGCCCAGUGGGACGGCUAUCAAUAUUACGCGAACAAGUUAAUGGCUUUGAAAACUAAGUAUACGGAAUUAGGAAAACAAGUAUUUGAUCCUAUUCCAGGUCAUUUGAAUGUGUUGGCGCAUGGUGAUCUCUGGACAAACAAUGUAAUGGUUAAAUACGACAAAAAUACUGGCGAACCUUUAGAUGUGAUAAUAAUCGAUUUUCAAUAUGCUGUUUGGGGAUCGCCGGCUGUAGAUCUCCACUAUUUUCUUAAUACCUCAUUGGAGGAGGAUAUGCAUUUGAAUCGUCAAGAUGAGCUCAUAAAAUGUUAUUAUGAAACUUUUUCGGACACAUUAAACAAAUUGCAGUACCGAGCUAAAAUUCCAAGCUUACACAAGUUUCAUUUGCAACUUGAAGAAAAAGCAUUUUACGCGUUUAACUCUACUUGCGUUAUAUUAGCGGUUCAGCGAAACGAGGAUACCGAAGACGCAGAUUUUACAGCGAUUAUGCAGAAUGACCAGCGUGCUACUCGCUUCAAGGACACAUGCUUUAAAAAUAUUUAUGUUCAACGUAUUAUAAAAAGUCUUCUACCCAUAUAUGAACGACGUGGUUUGCUGGAUCACGAGCAAUAGUUUAACUUGCUUUCUUGUGAUUUCUAACGCUGUAAAUUAUUUUUUUGUUAUAAAGUAAAAUAAUAAAGAUACAUUUUUUUUUUAUAUUGAAAUAAAUAAAAAUGUUCCAUACAUGGCAAUAUUUACCAAA